AUGGUUCUUCCCGCACAAAGAACCGUCUGGGACGAAAGAGUAAUCGAGCUCACGAAAAUGGCUCAAGAACAGUGCCUCGACGCUCAUCUCUGGGCUUCCCAUUUAUCUUCCACCUUAAAACCCUUCGUCAAGUUCCCGUCUACAGAGCUCGCAGAGAUACUCGUCUCCUACAUUUGCUGGGAUAACAGUGUCCCUAUCCUCUGGAAGUUUCUUGAAAAAGCUAUGGCUUUAAGCCUCGUCUCUCCUCUCGUUGUUCUUGCUCUGCUCGCUCAAAGAGUUGUUCCAAACCGGGGUUCUCAAUCAGAGGCUUAUAGAAUUUACUUGGAGCUUCUCAAGAGAUAUGUUUUCAGGGUUAAAGAUCAUAUUAAAGGACCUCACUACCACAAUGUGAUGAAUUCAGUAGCCAACAUUCUUGGUCUUCCGGAGUUAUUUCCUAUGGAAACAAGCAAACCUGGUGUACUUGUAGUAGAGUUCGUUUUCAAGAUGGUGUCUCAGCUGCUAGAUGCAUGCUUAAGUGAUGAAGGUUUAAUAAAGCUAAGUCAAGAAAUGGAAAUUGAUGCUCCUGAGAUGUAUAAAGAAAAGACCGGAUCUCACGAGAAGUUACAGACUUUAAACACUAUUAUGGCUAUCGAGAUGAUAGCAGAGUUCCUCAGAAAUAUCGUGAUCUCCAGAUUGCUAUACUUGGUCUCCUCCAACAGGGCUUCAAAUUGGCAUGAAUUUGUUAGGAGAGUGGAGUUGCUUGCAGAAAGCUCAUCAGCCUUAAAAAGUUCUAAGGUUCUGAAUUCUGGGGAACUAUUGGAGUUGGUUUCAGAUAAACGAUUUGGAUACUCUUGUGAUAGCAAAGUGGUUUCAUCAACCAAAUCCAAUGCAAUUGUGGAUUUUGGAUCUCUUGCUUCCUUUGCUGGGUUAUGCCAUGGAGCAAGUCCCUCUUCACUCUGGCUUCCUCUUGAUCUGGUGUUUGAAGAUGCUAUGGAUGGUUAUCAAGUAAACCCAACAAGUGCUAUUGAAAUCAUUACCGGUGUAGCUAAAACACUUAAAGGAGUUAACGGGAGCACUUGGCAUGACACCUUCUUGGGUAUUUGGAUAGCAGCUCUUCGACUUGUUCAAAGGGAAAGGGAUCCUAUUGAAGGACCUAUUCCUAGACUGGACACAAGGCUAUGCAUGUCAUUAUGUAUUGUACCUCUUGUGGUUGCGAACCUUAUCGAAGAAGGAGAGGAUGAAUCUGUCAUGAAAAAGCUACGAGAUGAUCUUAUCACAAGUUUGCAGGUUCUUGGUGAAUUCCCUGGGUUGCUGGCUCCUCCCCAAUGCGUUGUUUCUGCUGCGAACAAGGCUGCCACCAAGGCAAUCAUGUUUUUGUCUGGUGGCGAUGUUGGGAAGUCAUGUUCUGAUGUCAUAAACCAAUUUUUUUUUGCUGGAAACAUGCGCCACCUGAUAGUUGAGGCUUGUGUCGCAAGAAACAUACUGGAUACCUCGGCCUACUCGUGGCCUGGUUAUGUUAAUGGACGAAUCAACCAAAUACCUCAGAGUCUGUCGAGUGCAGUUCCAUGCUGGUCGUCAUUUGUGAAAGGAGCCCCACUAAAUGCUGCAAUGGUGAAAGCAUUGGUUUCAGUUCCUGCUUCAAGCUUAUUAGAGCUGGAGAAACUAUAUGAGGUCGCAGUCAAAGGAUCAGAUGACGAGAAGAUAUCUGCGGCUACAGUGCUUUGUGGGGCAUCUCUCACACGGGGUUGGAACAUUCAGGAACACACUGUUGAAUAUCUUACAAGAUUACUAUCCCCACCCGUUCCAGCAGAUUAUUCCGGGGUUGAAAGUCAUUUAACUGGAUAUGCGUGCAUGCUGAAUGUUGUUACUGUUGGGAUAGGAUCUGUUGACAGCAUUCAGAUUUUCUCUUUGCAUGGCAUGGUUCCGCAACUUGCUUGCUCACUAAUGCCAAUCUGUGAAGUGUUUGGAUCUUACACCCCAAGUGUAUCUUGGACUCAUCCUUCUGGAGAAGAAAUCUCAGCAUAUUCUGUUUUCUCGAAUGCUUUCACCCUUCUUUUAAAGCUUUGGAGAUUCAAUCAUCCUCCAACUGAGCAUGGUGUAGGAGAUGUGCCUACAGUUGGAUCCCAACUCACUCUGGAACUUCUUCUUUUGGUGCGUAACUCUUAUCUUGUUUCCUCGGAGACCCUUAACAGAGACCGAAACAGAAAGAGACUUUCAGAAGUUGCAAGGGCAGCAUCUUGCCAACCCGUGUUUGUUGACUCGUUCCCAAAGCUGAAAAUCUGGUAUAGGGAGCACCAGAGAUGCAUAGCGUCCACGUUAUCAGGACUUACACAUGAAUCUCCUGUCCACCAGACAGUUGAAGCACUUCUCAACAUGGUGUUCAGAAAGGUCAAAGGAAGUCAGACUUUAAAUUCAACAGACACAAGCAGUUCAAUUGGUGCUGCAAGUGAAGAUAGCAUUCCAAAACCUGAGUUUCCUGCUUGGGAUAUCCUCAAAGCUGUUCCAUACGUUGUAGAUGCUGCUUUAACAGCUUGUAAUCAUGGAAGUCUUUGUCCUCGUGACUUAGCAACAGGUCUGAAAGAUUUAACAGACUUUCUCCCGGCAUCAUUAGCAACGAUAGUAAGCUACUUCUCGGCUGAGGUGAGUAGAGGUGUUUGGAAGCCAGUAUUCAUGGACGGCUUGGACUGGCCAAAUCCGGCUGCAAACCUAUCCAACGUUGAGGAAUAUAUACAGAAAAUUCUCGCAACAACAGGCGUUGAUAUCCCUAGCCUUGCUCCAUCAGGAGGGAGUUCUCCGGCAAUGCUUCCUUUACCUCUAGCCGCUUUUGUAACUGUAACUAUUACUUACAAAGUGGACAAAGAUUCAGAGCGUUUUCUCAAUCUGGCUGGCCCUGCACUCGAGUGCUUGGCUGCAGGCUGCCCUUGGCCUUGCAUGCCCAUUGUAGCUUCGUUAUGGACACGAAAGGCAAAACGUUGGUUUGACUUCCUUGCUUUCUCUGCAUCUCGCACCGUCUUUCUUCACAACCCAGACGCUGUGGUUCAGCUCCUCAGAAACUGCUUCAGGGCCACUCUCGGGUUAAAUGCUGCACCCAUGUCAAAUGAUGGUGGUGUUGGAGCUCUUCUUGGCCAUGGAGGGAUCUCCCCUGUAGCACCAGGGAUUCUCUAUCUACGCAUGUAUCGUGCUCUCAGAGCCACAGUCUCUGUAACGGAAGAGAUUUUCUCUCUCCUGAUACAUUCCGUGGAGGAUAUAGCACAGAACAUGCUCUCAAAGGAGAAUCUGAAAAGUGGAUCAAGAUACGGCCAAAGCUCACUAGCAACAGCAAUGACUCAAGUCAAGCUUGCUGCUUCGCUUAGUGCCUCAUUGGUAUGGCUAACCGGCGGCUUAGGUGUGGUCCACCUACUCAUCAAAGAAACCAUCCCUUCCUGGUUUCUAACGGUUGACAAGUCAGACCAAGAACAAGGACCAUCGGAUCUAGUUGCAGAGCUAAGAGGGCAUGCCCUUGCCUACUUUGUGGUCCUAUGUGGAGCAUUCGCUUGGGGCGUGGACUCUAGAUCAGCUGCUUCAAAACGCCGCCAAGGAAUCUUGAGAAGCCACUUGGAGUUCCUCGCCAGUGCCUUGGAUGGGAAAAUAUCAGUGGGAUGCGAGACAGCAACUUGGAGAGCUUAUAUUAUCGGUUUGGUGAGUCUAAUGGUGAGCUGUUUGCCACGUUGGGUGACAGAGAUUGAUACAGAAGUGUUGCAGAGUCUGAGCAACGGACUGAGAAAGUGGGGGAAAGUUGAGUUGGCGAUUUUACUUCUCUCCGUGGGAGGUAUUGAAACAAUGGAUCACGCCACGGAUUUUAUCAUUCAUUUGAGUUCUUAGCUUUUAGGAGUUUUGAUCUCUUCCAUAGUUAUUUUUUUAGUUGAGUUGCUUAAUGGUAGAUGUUUUUGCUUAGCGUUGCUUCUUUCUUGUGCCUUCUUUAGCUAUAGUAUAGUGUGAUGAC
Messenger RNA from Eruca vesicaria subsp. sativa (arugula), 3961 nucleotides. The record is from the annotation of a GenBank genome assembly. NCBI's taxonomy places the organism in Eukaryota, Viridiplantae, Streptophyta, Magnoliopsida, Brassicales, Brassicaceae.